AUGGAAGCAGAAUUCAUAAAUUUAAUUGAAGAUGGUGGAGUUAAGAAAAGAAUUAUAUAAGAAGGUUAAGGAGAAAUACCUAUUGAUGGAUCUAGAUGCAAAAUAUUAUAUAAAGGAACAUUGGAUGAUGGAACAAUUUUUGAUUCAUCAUUAGAUAAAGAAAGACCUUAUAAAUUUAGAAUUGGAAAGGAUGAAUUAAUUAAAGGAUUUGAUAUUGCAUUAAAAUCAAUGAAAGUUGGAGAAAAAUCUGAAUUGAAAAUCACAUCAAAUUAUGGUUAUGGCAAUGAAGGAAAUUCAUAUAAAAAUGUUCCUAAAAAUGCUAAUCUCACUUAUGAAAUAGAAUUAAUUAAUUAUAAAUAAGCUAAAAAAAAGAAAUGGUAAUUAAAAUAAAAUAAUUUUAUAGGGAAAUGACUUCAGAGGAAAAGCAUCAAGAAGCAAUUAAUAAAAGAACUAAAGGAACAGCAUUCUUUAAACAAUAAAAUUAUAAAGAAGCUUAAAAGAUUUAUAAGAAAGCUCUCUCUUAUUGUACUUUAACAACUGAAGAAGGCAACGAAUUAAAAGCAAGUUUAUAACUUAAUUUAUCAAUUUGUUAUUAUUAAUUAGAAUAAUAUAAAGAUUCAAUUGAUUAUGCUAAGAAAGCUCUAGAUUUAAAGACUAAUCAAUAAUAAAAAUUAAAAGCUUUGUAUAGAAAAGCUCUAGCUAAUAUUAAAAUGGCAGAACUUGAAGAAGCAUUAGCUGAUUUAAGAGAAGCAUUUAAAAUAGAUUCUACAAAUUCUGCUGUAAUUGAAGAAUUAUCAAGAGUUAAGAAAUUAUUAAAGGAAGCUAGGAUGAAAGAAAAAGAAAUUUAUUCUAAGCUAUUUUAACAAAAACUGUAUGAUGAAUCUGAAAUUGAACCUAAGGAAAUAGAAAUAAAAGAAGCUAAAUCUGAAGGGUCCAGUUGUUGUGAUCCAAAUGAAAAAAUUGAAGAAGAAAAUCAACUAAAGCAAAAAGAUGACAAAAAAGAAGUUUAAAUAUAAGAAGAAACAUGUGAAGAAAGAGAAAAACCAAAAAUUGAUAAUAAUGAAAAUAAUAGUAAAAUUGUUGAAGAAUCAGCAACUCCUGUUUGA
Paramecium pentaurelia is the source of this 1106-nucleotide messenger RNA. Lineage: Eukaryota; Ciliophora; Oligohymenophorea; Peniculida; Parameciidae. The record is from the annotation of a GenBank genome assembly.